Molecule: messenger RNA, 1651 nt
Organism: Neurospora crassa OR74A
Lineage: Eukaryota; Fungi; Ascomycota; Sordariomycetes; Sordariales; Sordariaceae
Product: dimethyladenosine transferase
Exons: 3
Coding region: 249-1445 (398 amino acids)
Biological process (GO): rRNA methylation
Cellular component (GO): mitochondrial matrix
Molecular function (GO): rRNA (adenine-N6,N6-)-dimethyltransferase activity
Source: RefSeq, a predicted model, not a curated record
GUCCGGCGCAGGCACAAGGAAGCUCUCUUCAGCCUGCGGUACCUCUGUCCGUCUCACAAUAGAGGUACAUACUACAGCCAUUGCGCGACUGCCGUGACUUGAGAACGAACCGCCCAAGUCUCGACCCGGACAGAGAUCGACCGAAACGACGAAACCCUCCAUCGAUCCCCCAACCUUCUCGUCCGACCUCGAUUCCGAGUCGUCUUCCUCCACACACCUACCCACGACAGCAUUGACUAGACUACACCAUGCCCAAGGCAGCGAAGGCGUCCAAGAAGUCGGGGGGCGGCGGCAACCCCUACGAUCGCAAGGGGGGCGGCGGCGGCGGCAAGGCUACCAACACCAACAUCUUCAAGUUCGACAAGGACUUUGGCCAGCAUAUCCUCAAGAACCCCGGUAUCUCGGAUGCCAUUGUCGACAAGGCCUUCCUCAAGCCCACCGAUGUCGUCGUCGAAGUCGGUCCCGGUACCGGCAACAUCACGGUCCGCGCCCUUGAAAAGGCAAAGAAGGUCAUCGCCAUCGAGCUCGAUCCUCGUAUGGGUGCCGAAGUUACCAAGCGUGUCCAGGGCACUCCGCUAGCCAAGAAGCUCGAGGUCAUUCUCGGCGAUGUCAUCAAGAUGCCCGAAAUGCCUCCAUGCGACGCUCUCAUCUCCAACACUCCCUACCAAAUUUCCAGUCCGCUCAUCUUCAAGAUGUUGGCCAUGCCCAACCCGCCCCGCGUCGCCGUACUCAUGUUUCAAAGAGAAUUCGCAAAGAGACUGGUGGCUCGGCCGGGUGAUGCUCUCUACUCGAGAUUGAGUGUCAAUGUCAACUUCUGGGCCACAUGCAAGCACAUCAUGAAGGUCGGCAAGCAGAACUUCAAGCCUCCUCCCAAGGUCGAGUCCGACGUCGUCAGAAUUGAGCCCCUUGUUGGUUCGGCGCGCCCCAACAUUGCUUUUGAGGAGUUCGACGGUCUCCUUCGCAUUGCUUUCAACCGCAAGAACAAGACCCUUUAUGCCGGCUUCAACCAGAAGGAGGUCCUCAACAUGUGCGAGAGGAACUACAAAGUCUACUGCACCCUCAACAACAUCCCCAUCGACGAGUCCCUCGCUUCCGCGGCUGACCUUGCUGCCGCCGGCGCCACCAACGAUGCCAUGGACGUCGAGAUGGACGACGACAACGAAGACAAUGAUAACGAAGAGAACAACGACGAUGACGAGGCUAUGGAGGAGGAUGAGGACGAGGACAUGCCCGUCUUCUUCAAGGAGCAAAACGACGCCAACGCUAAGGACGCCAAGACACCUAGCAAGAACCCCAAGUCCAAGGUGGCCUUGAUAGUCAAGGCCAAGUUGAACAAGGUGCUUACGAGCACCGGUUUGGCGGACAAGAGAGCUAGGCAGUGCGAUCAGAACGAUUUCCUCAAGCUGUUGCUUGCGUUCCACGAGGAGGGUAUUCACUUCUCUUAGACGUGUGUUAUUAUUGCGAACACGCACAGAAAUCAUCGGCGUACGGGGCGUUUUUUGGGGAUUGGGAAAAUGUCGUUUUUUAAAAAUUCUUUGUUUUGUUCCAUUUGUCGUGGAAAUACCAUUGAUCUGGAUGCUAGGAUUUGCACAAUCAUAAAAGCCAAUGAAUCUGGCUGCCACUUUUGCCAGGAAUCGAACCAUAAUCAUCU